This is a messenger RNA of Daldinia caldariorum, 2337 nucleotides long. Its product is annotated as DUF1752-domain-containing protein. NCBI's taxonomy places the organism in Eukaryota, Fungi, Ascomycota, Sordariomycetes, Xylariales, Hypoxylaceae. The record is from RefSeq and is a predicted model, not a curated record. Bases 190 to 1938 code for a protein of 582 amino acids. The transcript is spliced from 2 exons. Gene Ontology annotation, cellular component: cytoplasm. Gene Ontology annotation, biological process: negative regulation of transcription by RNA polymerase II; mitochondria-nucleus signaling pathway; regulation of nitrogen utilization.
AUUCCCGCCAAUAUUAAGCAUUCCACUUCCGGUGCCGAUUAUCUUGUUAAUCAGCCUUUGGGGAAAGAUUAAGGAACCGGGUUCUUGACCAAUUCGACAUUCGCGAUCGCUUUCGCGAAAACCUCCUUCACCAUAUAUCCACUACUCUCCCACAGUCUGCUCGAGCAGCCGAGCAGUCACUUAGACGGCAUGCCUUGUAAACCUGAAGGGCUGGUCCUGACCGUGGACCCUAACGUCAUCCACAAGGUUGACACCAACAACCCCCAGAAUCUCUUUAGCAUGUGGACUGUGUUCUCCAGAUGCGCCGAUUCAGUCGAGCAAGGUCGAAGAUUAGAAAAUCUUAGCUGGCGAUUAUGGAAUAGGGAAACCUUCUGCUGCGAAGCCAAGGAAUUAUCUGCUACUUCCGCUACAUCAUUGCCCAAAGAUAUCCCCGUCCAACAACAAAUAUCAGAUGUACCCCAACUAUCAGGAAGCGUCGAUUCCGUCGUCGACGAAGAAGCAAUCGAUUUCACAACCAUCUCCGACCCCAUGGAAAUUGUCCGUCCUCGAAUUGUUCGACAAGACUCUUGUGCUAGCAGCCGAAGCAGGGGCCGUGAGCGGCAUAUUACUUCGGACCACCUCGAGAAGAUGGUGGUUUCUAUCAUCCAGGAGAAGGAGCCGAACCUGGCACCUCUGCCAGCGAUGAGCUCUCCCUCGAUCGAAUCAUCGUCAGAUGCUUCCCAAUCCUCCAGCUCAGAAUCAGAACAGACCCCCGAAACAGAAACCAGCGAGUCUACCAGCGAGUCUACCAGCGAGCCAGCCAAUGCGCCGCCCCCGUCGCACUCGAAACCCGCAGAAAUUCCUGCCACUACAGUCAUCCGAGGCUUCUCGCCGUCACAAGUACCAUCAUUCCGCGUAUCCCACGAGCCUAAGUCAGCUGCACAGGACCCAAUUCCCGAACCUCAGUCAUCUCCCGCUCCCAAGCCGGUGCAGCUUAAGAAGCAGCCUGCGAAGUUCAAGCUUGGUGACUCCUCCAGCAAUGAGUCCUCACCACAGAGUGUACAGCCUCGCAAGGCUCUACCACCACCUACUAAGAGGCCAAUGUUUGAAGUUGGCGUUGGUUCAUCUGGUGAAGAUGAGAGCCCAUCUCUUAAGAGCGCCGUGCACUCUUCUCGAGCGGGCUCUAUGCUCAAUUGCCAGAAGAAGCAGACCUCGUUCAACAACCAGGUCACAAUGAGGACAAUCCAGACACCUAGCGACCACUCCGACAGCUACAUGGAUGAAAGCGCCAUUGAUGAUGACGAGGAUGAUUCUGAGUGGGAAGACUCUAUCGAGGAGAGUGGCAAAUCUAGCAUUGAUGAUGCAGUCACAUUCAAACGAGUCCCGUCGAAACCGAACCUUACCUCUCAAAGAUCACUGAUCAGCCUUAUGUUCGCUGGACAAGAAGAACGAGCCAAGGGUCUCAGCAACUACGCGUCUCACUCGACGCCUGCCAUUCCGCAACGCGCGCGAAUGCUUCAAAACGCCUCGAACAUGAACAUGGUGUCUUCCCCUAACGAUUCCGACAAUGGACUCGAGAUGCGAAGAGGUUUACGACCUACGCCAUUGAAGCCUAUUACCGAGGUCCCGAGAACAGGUGCUCAGCCCAUCAUGGUCAACCCCCAGACCCACCACUAUCACCAGGCCGCGUUAUCACCUAGGACCACCCGACGGAACAUGCUAGCCACAGAAUUGACCGAAUCGCUUCGCCGUCAGCUUCUAUGGGAACGACAACAAAAGUCGUCUACCGCCAAUGCCGUCCUAAAAAGGCGGCAUACCUCCCUUGAUGUGGCCAACUUGAAGCAGUUUCCCGAGAAGGCCUAUAUGAACAAGAAGCGCCAAGAAGAGCCCAACUCCAGCAGCUGGAACCAAUACUUUUCCCGCGAAGAAUUCGGCGGCUACCACGCCCAGGGUUGGUAAUCAUUAUCUCCCCUAUCCUACGAAGCUCGACAGAAUAUACCCUCAAUCGAGUUGCUGGCAUGCACUCGACGGCAGAUCCACAGGCUGCCUUGUACUAUUUUAUUUUUUCUUAUUUUCAUUUUUUUUCAUGAAGCAUUGCGAAACUGGUUGCUUUCUACGAUACCGAUUGCAUUGCAUGAGGCCCGGCGUUUAAUGAUGUUGUUUAAUCACGAGGCGUACCAUCGCCGAUAAUCACACACUGCAUGGUUAUCUAGUGGGUUGGUUUCGGACCAAUCACGGUGUGGCCUCACCGUUACAGCGCAUAGGCUGGUUGCUUUACGGUCCGCUUGAGACUUAUCGUCGUGUCUAUGGCACUCGCCUUUAGUUUUCAUGUUUAUUUGGCACUAAUCGGCGUUGCUA